UGAAGCUGCCCCCGAGCGCACCGCGAGUAAAAAAAUCCCCGUUUGGGGCUUUUGUGGGGGGAUUUGCCAGCUUUGCGAGGGCUCAGCAUCCCGCCGGAGCUCGCGCUUGCUGCCGGAGUUAAACCCAGCCCUAACAAAGAGCUGUUUAUUAAAGCCAGCGACGCGCCAGCAUCUAUUUGCUUUUGCCUCCCUUCCUCUGGGCUCGGGGUAUCCCAGAGCUGCCAGAACAGCCGGGCUCAUCCCCCCCCCGGCAGCCCGGGACCCCCGAAACUUCUCCAGGGAAAGCAGAGGACACCGAGCGCGUUGCUCGGGCUGCUGUGUUUGUCCUCCCUCAAACAUCAGCAGCUCUCUGGAAACGGGAAUCUUUCCACAGCGCGGUUAUGGAAAGGGGGGAAGGAAUCCCUUCGACCAGGUGGGACAGAGCCCACCAGCUCCGCUCGCUUUCCCGGAAUUCCAUAGCCCCCAGCACAGCCCCUGUGUGCUCUCUCCUCGGCGCGCUCCCCGGAUUUCUGAGCUCUGGGAAUGGCUUUGCUCUUUUUCCUCGGUUUCAAGUCAAUUCCGCAGGAAUCCCAUAAUAACGGUGCCCGUCUCCGGCAUGAGUCAGUCCCGUGGGAGCGAUCGGUUUGCAGGCAGGAGUCCCACCAGCGUUCCUGGCCCCGGCAGAGCUCACAAGACAGCUGUUUUCCUCUUCUUUUGUCAUGUGGAAGUGGGACAGGGCUGGAGCUCCAGCAGGAUGAAACAUGAGUUAUAGCAUCUCUCCCACAAAGCGAUCCCAGCCCUGCCUGGAGCGCAGGCCUAGGUGGAAAAAAACUCCUGGAAUUGGGUAAAUGCACGGGGAAACACAAAGUGAGGGCGCUCAGGGAACAUCGGAUGCUGCGGAGCUCCCGCACCAGCCUCCUCCCGCGAGCAGCAGGUUGGCUCCUGGGAGGAGCGGCGGCGCAGGGAGGUCCCCAUCCCUGUCCCCAUCCCUGUUCCCGCAGAGCUGCCUCAGCAGGCAGCAGCUCCUGGCUGCCAUCCGGCAGAUGCAGCAGCUGCUGAAGGGGCAGGAGACGCGCUUCUCGGAGGGGCUGCGCGCCGUGAGGAGCCGCCUCAGCACCAUCCACGCCUCCCUGGCCAGGGCCGCCCCGCAGCCGCCCGCCCGUGAGUCCUCGGCACAGUAUUCCAGGGAAACAGCAGGUAAAGGGUGCCUUGGAAGGAGAGAGCCCCCUCCAAACUCAUCCCCUCUCCACGGUCUCGCAGCCUCCUGUCCUGCCCUCCAAGCCCCUGCGGAUGGGAGGAAGUUCGGCACCAAGUAUUUGGUGGAUCACGAGGUUCACUUCGCCUGUGAUCCGGGAUUCCAGCUGCUGGGCUCCAGCACACGGAUGUGCCAGGCCAACGGCAGCUGGACAGGGCAGGAGCCCCGCUGUGCAGAGAUCAGCGAGUGCUCGAGCAGCCCCUGCCAGAACGGCGGGACGUGCCUGGAGGGGCUCGACCACUUCAAAUGCCUCUGCCCCCCGCAGUGGACCAGAUCGGAAGAGCGCUCGAGCAGCCCCUGCCAGAACGGCGGGACGUGCCUGGAGGGGCUCGACCACUUCAAAUGCCUCUGCCCCCCGCAGUGGACCGGGACCACCUGCCAGUACCAGGCUCAGACCGCUCCUCCCGCCUGGAGCGUGACGGAUGACCCGGCCUUCAGCCGGCAGCCCCGCUGUGCCCAGAUCGCCCAGACCCAGCAGUGCAGCUGCGAUCCCGGCUUCCACAUGAGCGGCACGGCUCCCGACGGGAUCUGCCAGGACCUCAACGAGUGCGAGGUGUACCAGCAGGAAGGGGGACCCCGGCUCUGCGCCCACGCCUGUGUCAACAUUCCCGGCUCCUUCCGCUGCUCCUGCCCCGCCGGGUACGUGCUGCUGGGCGACGGCAAGAGCUGCGAAGAUAUUGACGAGUGCUCCCUAUCCCAGGAUAACUGCACGAGCGGGAGCACCUGCAUCAACACCGGGGGGGGCUUCCAGUGCGUCACCCCCCAGUGCCCCCCGGCCUCUGGCAACGUCUCCUACGUCAAAACCUCUCCUUUCCAGUGCGAGCGCAACCCGUGCCCCAUGGAGAACCGCUGGUGCCAGCAGGCGCCCAAAACCAUCUCGUUCCACUACCUGCCGCUGCCCUCCAAGCUGCGCGCC
Messenger RNA from Ficedula albicollis (Collared flycatcher), 2150 nucleotides. It is a transcript of the gene FBLN7, whose product is annotated as fibulin 7. The record is from RefSeq and is a predicted model, not a curated record. Gene Ontology annotation, molecular function: calcium ion binding. NCBI's taxonomy places the organism in Eukaryota, Metazoa, Chordata, Aves, Passeriformes, Muscicapidae. The annotation marks the transcript as partial. The transcript has 7 exons.